This is a messenger RNA of Strongylus vulgaris, 161 nucleotides long. NCBI's taxonomy places the organism in Eukaryota, Metazoa, Nematoda, Chromadorea, Rhabditida, Strongylidae. The record is from the annotation of a GenBank genome assembly.
AUGGGAAAGGAAAAGACUCAUAUUAAUAUCGUCGUUAUUGGCCACGUCGAUUCAGGAAAAUCGACCACCACUGGUCAUUUGAUCUACAAAUGUGGUGGAAUCGAUAAGAGAACUAUUGAAAAGUUCGAGAAGGAGGCCCAGGAGGUAAAAUAUUUGUGACU